CGGAACGACCUUAUGCAUUUCUCCAUGCGCAUCAUGCCACAUGAUUCAUGCGUGCAACGGAACGCACUCAUAGAGAAAUAGCCUUACUCCAUUGGUAAAAACGCAUAUAAGAAUACUGACAAUGGCUUUGACAUGGACUGACAAAUACAAACUUAUUACCAGAAAUCUGGCAGAAUGGUUAGGAGAUGAAAAACUCAAGAGUAUCCUGAAGACACGUGAUCUGAAGCUAUAUUGGGGCACAGCUACAACUGGAAGGCCUCACAUUGGCUAUUUCGUCCCUAUGUCCAAGAUAGCUGAUUUUUUACGGGCUGAAACUGAAGUGACAAUUCUCUUUGCAGACCUUCAUGCAUACUUAGACAACAUGAAAGCACCCUGGGAACUUCUCGAACUUCGUACACAAUAUUAUGAAGCUGUGAUCAAAGCAAUGUUGAAGUCAAUUGAUGUACCAUUGGAUAAACUAAAAUUUGUCAAAGGCACAGAUUACCAAUUAUCCAAGGAAUAUACAUUAGAUGUAUAUCGUCUAAGUUCGUUGGUAACAGAACAUGAUGCAAAAAAAGCAGGUGCAGAAGUUGUCAAACAAGUUUGUAAUCCAUUACUAUCAGGCCUUCUUUAUCCAGGUCUGCAAGCACUCGAUGAGCAUCAUUUGAAAAUUGAUGCACAAUUUGGUGGCGUUGAUCAAAGAAAAAUUUUUACUUUCUCAGAGAAAUAUCUACCAAUGUUGGGUUAUGAAAAACGUAUUCAUCUGAUGAAUCCAAUGAUUCCCGGCUUAGCAGGUGCUAAGAUGUCUUCAUCCGAGGAUGAUUCUAAGAUUGAUUUAUUAGACAAUCCUGCAACAGUGAAGAAGAAGCUGAAGAAAGCAUUCUGUGAACCCGGGAAUAUUAUAGAUAACGGAAUUUUGUCGUUCUCAAAACAUGUUAUAUUUCCAUUAUUCAGAGAUAACGAAGUUUUCAAUGUACAAAGAACUGCAGAAUUCGGUGGCGAUGUAUCCUAUUCCAAAUACGAGGAUUUGGAAGUUGCUUUUGCAAAGCAAGAGAUACAUCCUGGUGAUUUAAAAAAUGCCAUAGAGGUGUAUAUCAAUAGACUUCUUGAUCCAAUAAGAAAGGAAUUUGAAGCAAACACAAAGUUGAAAUCGCUUGCAAACAAAGCUUAUCCUGUACAGAAACAAAAAAUUGUGGAGAUAGAAAUUACUCCUGCGAGGUUGGAUAUCCGAGUGGGUAAAAUAGUCGAAGUAAAGAGACAUCCCGAUGCAGAUUCGCUAUAUGUCGAGAAAAUAGAUUUAGGUGAAUCAAAUGGUCCACGUACCAUAGUUAGUGGCUUAGUUAAUUUCGUACCUCUGAAUGAGAUGGAAAAUAGAAUGGUAGUAGUCCUCGCUAAUCUGAAACCAGCAAAUCUCAGGGGAAUUUUAUCGCAUGGAAUGGUUCUAUGUGCUUCAGUUGAAGAACCAACGAGGCAAGUAGAACCUUUAAGACCUCCGAUAAACAGCAUUGUGGGUGAUAAAAUUGUUAUCGAAGGAUACGAAGAUGGAGUUGCUGAUGAUGUGUUAAAUCCAAAGAAAAAAGUGUGGGAGAAGCUGCAGGCUGAUCUUGUGGUGAAUGGAGAUGGCGUAGCUUCUUGGAAUGGAAAUCUGUUACUCACUUCGACGGGCAACAAGAUAACAUGUGACACACUUAAAAACGUUCCGAUUAAAUAAUUUUAUCUGUCGUUUAUAUCUAUCUUUAUUAUAUCUUUGACCAAUUAUGAUUUUUGCUACUUUUUAUUAUUUGUAUUUUUUGUGAGCUUGUUUUUAUUUUUUCAUCAUUUAAUAUACAAGCAUAUAAAAAUAAAUACAUUAAUCUAAAAAAUUUAACUGGAUCAACAAAUGUAUAAAUAAAUAAAUUCAAGAAACAAAUUGGUUGAAUUUAUCUCGAGAAUAAAUUUGAAAAUAGGAAAUGAAAUUUUGUAAUUAUUUGUUUCUCAAAACAGUUUGGUAUCAAAUUUUUAUAGCUUUUCGUUUAUAGUUGACCACUUUGUUCUUAUAUGUUAUGGUAAUAAUUGUUAAAUUUGUGAUCAUUUAAAAUUUGUGAUAUUUAUAUAAAUUUAAAGCAACUAAUUAACAAAAAAUUCUAACAUAUUUUUUGUAUUUUAAGGAGAGAAGAUGCUAACAUCACAACACUUCCUUUUUUUAUCCUAAUCUUUUUACGAAUGGAUAGGAACAAUAAAUUCGGGAGUACGGCAAUUAAAUUAUCAUUAAAUUAACACUUAAUUAUGGCAUAGAUUCGAAUAUUUUCUUUUUAGUGGUAAGGAUUUCAGCUUUAUAGAGAUGAAACUUUCAUUGUUCUAUAUGGACAUAUGUUCAUUUAAAAAAAUUCAAACAAAUUUAAAAACAAAUAACUGUUAUCAAUUUUUUGAAAUAUUAGCAAAAAUUUAAAAGACCUUAUCAUAAUUACUCUAAUAAAAGAUUAUAUAAAGAUCAUAGUAGGAUGUAUAAGAUAUGAUACUGAAAUAGAUGGUCCCACUUUGGUAAUGUAUUCUAUUCUUCUUAAAAAUAAAAAAAUGUCAUAUAAAUAUAUAGGUUCGGACAUUUCCUUUUGACAAUAUAAAUAUAUUUUGUUCGCAUUGAAAGUUUUCAUGAAUAUCUGUCUCUUAUUCAAUAAAUGAAAAAAUGAAAUGAAG
Molecule: messenger RNA, 2652 nt
Organism: Pogonomyrmex barbatus (red harvester ant)
Lineage: Eukaryota; Metazoa; Arthropoda; Insecta; Hymenoptera; Formicidae
Product: Tyrosyl-tRNA synthetase
Biological process (GO): tyrosyl-tRNA aminoacylation
Molecular function (GO): tyrosine-tRNA ligase activity; tRNA binding; ATP binding
Source: RefSeq, a predicted model, not a curated record